Molecule: messenger RNA, 1188 nt
Organism: Rhinichthys klamathensis goyatoka
Lineage: Eukaryota; Metazoa; Chordata; Actinopteri; Cypriniformes; Leuciscidae
Gene: ubxn1
Product: UBX domain protein 1
Exons: 10
Coding region: 92-979 (295 amino acids)
Molecular function (GO): protein binding
Source: RefSeq, a predicted model, not a curated record
ACACAGGUCAGAGAAAGGCGCAUUUUCGCGAAUUGGCCGUCGCGGGAUUCCGUAGUGUGUGGAAGCGUCCCAGUGCUGAUAACAAAUCACAAUGGCUGAGUGCACUACCUUAGACAGUUUGCUGGAAAUGGGCUUCGACAGAAACAGAGCGGAGAGGGCAGUAGCACAUACUGGAAACCAGGGCAUUGAGAGAGCAAUGGACUGGUUAAUGGAGCAUGAGAAUGAUCCAGAUAUAGAUGAGCCGUAUGUUCCACCUGCUGGGAAUACUCUUAGCUCAACAGAAGAACAGAUCCAGUCUCCUACAGAAACCUCUGAAUCUAUUGAAGUUAUAGACGAAGAGGGAGAUUCCAAGCAACCUAUGACAGAGGAAGAAAAGAAGGAACAAGUAAAACGCCUGGAGGACUUGAUGAAGGCGAGGCAGGAGGAGAGGAGAGAGAGAGAGCGACAGGAGGAGGUAGAUAGAGAAAAGCAGAGAAGGAAACACGGCCAAGAGCUGCUGCAGGUUAAACAAAAGCUUCAGGACGACGAAAUGAAGAAGCUGGCAGACAUGCGCAGGAAGGAGAAGAUGGAGGACAAGCUUGCCAAGCAGCGGGUUAAAGACAAGAUUGCACGAGACAGAGAGGAGAGGGCACGAAAGUUUGGAGGCGGUUCAUCAAGCACGGGUUUGUCAUCUCCCCCCUCUGAAGCCCCACCACAGUGUCCACCUGAGAACCAAGGGGCUCCUCCUGCUAAGAAAGACUACGAUGACUGUCGGAUACAGGUGCGUCUUCUAGAUGGAACCACCUUGAGUACUGUCUUUAAGGCUCAGGAACCUCUGGCUGCUGUGAGAGUCUAUGUUCAGAUGAAUGGGGCAAACGGAGAGGAUUUCAACCUCAUCACCCCAUAUCCUAGACGCGUGUACACAGAUCUAGACAUGGAAAAACCCCUGCGUGAGCUGGGUCUGGUGCCUUCUGCCGUCCUUGUUGUCACCAAGAAAUGAAGUGAAACGAUUCUAGAAACAAGCUGUUCUUCCAGAUAUCAAUGCAAGAUCAAGCGGAUGGAGACUAUGUAUCAGUGGACUUAUACUGCAAUGAUUUCACUCAACAAAGCGCCAAAUAUACAAUGCAAUGAGUUGAACAGUAAUUUCAUCAAAUGUAAACCUGCCGAUACCGCUAAAUAAAGGGCCAAGUGUGUUCUCACAGUGAUGAA